CUUUCCCCUCUGGGCAGGUUGAGACUCACUCAACACCCCAAACUGACGCCCCAGUUCUCCCAGGCCCUGAGCAGCCUCCCACCCAGCUACGACUCAGCGAUAUUCCGGCCUUUCCUGGCCACAUACGGUACCCACUACGUGAGGCAGGCGGACCUGGGGGGGCGUGUGCAGCAGCUGACGGCUGUCCAGACCUGCCGGGCCGCGCUGGACGGGCUGACAGCCACCGAAAUCAAGGCGCACCUCGACUCACAGUUCUUGCAAGACCUGGGCCUGAGUCGGGCCAGAAAGCAGGGCAGCGAGGGCAGGGGCAGCUCCCAGGCGCUGUACAUGGAGAAGCGCAUGAAGGUGACGGGUGGCCACAGCUACUCCAAGCAGCUCUUCUCCACCAAGCAAGAUGCCAACUCCUUCUCGACCUGGAUGGAGAGCCUCAAAACCAGCCCCGACCUGGUCUCCUACUCUCUGAUGCCCAUCCACACCUUGAUGAGACCAGGCGACCGCAGGCGGGAGGCGCUGAAGCAGGCAGUGAAGGAGUACGUGGCUGAGCGGGGGCACAAGAAGAGUUGCCCUCGUAGCUGCCCACAAGGGAGUCAGGUCGACUCCUUGGACCCCUGCAAAUGCUACUGCACCGGCAACCCCCUCACCAACUCCAUGUGCUGUUCACUUAAGUGGGGCACGGCACGGCUGAAGGUCCAUGUGCUGAAGGGCACAGACCUGUGGGGAGACACCAUGUCCGCCACCGAUGCCUAUGUCAAGGUCUUCUUCCAAGGACAGAUCAUGGAGACGGACCUCAUUCGUGAGAAUAACAACCCCAUAUGGUCACAAGACCUGGACUUCGGGCCGGUGACGCUGCCGGUGAAGCCCGAAUUGAAAAUCGAGGUAUGGGACAAGGACCUAUGGAACGAGGAACACCUGGGUGCCUGCACAACCUACCUUGAGGUCGGCAGGAGCGAGACGCUCACCUGCAGCCUUGAACAUGGCCUUGUGUUGUACUCCUACAUGCUGGAGUGCGGGCCCAACCUGGGGGGCAACAGCUGCCAUGAGUACGUGCCUGUGAGAGGCUAAGGAGCUAAAACCCAGGAGUCCUGGCUCCCAGGCCCCUGCUCUAACCACUAGCCCCCAGUCCCUUUCCCAAGCUUUGCCAAGUCUCCCAAGAGAAUAAAGCGGCGAUGCCUUUCCAAACUCACCCAGCCCAUCUCAGAGAGAGUGCAGGAGUGUGUUUAGACAAAUCCCAUUGUUGUUUUUAGUAGGUCUAGUUUUGCUGCUUCCAACCAGAAGUUGCACAUUGAAACCAUGAAACUAAUAAAUGUGUGUGUACUCUUGAA
Messenger RNA from Terrapene triunguis (Three-toed box turtle), 1322 nucleotides. Its product is annotated as perforin-1-like. Gene Ontology annotation, biological process: immune response. The record is from RefSeq and is a predicted model, not a curated record. Gene Ontology annotation, cellular component: membrane attack complex. The transcript has a single exon. The annotation marks the transcript as partial. Lineage: Eukaryota; Metazoa; Chordata; Testudines; Emydidae.